Acaulospora colombiana is the source of this 537-nucleotide messenger RNA. The record is from the annotation of a GenBank genome assembly. NCBI's taxonomy places the organism in Eukaryota, Fungi, Glomeromycota, Glomeromycetes, Diversisporales, Acaulosporaceae.
AUGUCAGCAACAAUCAGUUCAGGCCCCGACCCAACUGGCGAUGGCGUUAGCGAUCCUCUUGGCACCUCGACCUCUGCUACCAUUGAACUGAGCGUUUCGUCACAAACCAUUGGUUCAUGUCAACCACUGAACGUUACCUGGACAGUCUCUAACGGUAGCGCCGACCUGGACAUCUCCACCAUCACACUAUCAUACACCAAUCUUGGAGUGUCCCAAACCGAGGGAGAUACAACAUACCACCCAACUGGCGGAUCGCAAAACCUUGGGGUUACUCCCAUCAGCAGAUUGGUCUGGACAUGGCCAGCUGUUUUCAUACAAGAAUCCGGAUACUACGUUAUCCAAGCUUCAGGGAGCGCCUCACCAACACCCUUGAUUAAGCAAACUUCCCGGUUUCUUGUUACAGUGGACGAUACAUCCUGCUUCGCAUUGAGUUCCUCAUCCCCCUCCAGUGAUCUGUCAACACCCACAGAUGAACCGUCAGCACCAUCCAAUUCGCCCACGGAAUAUUCGACGCCUUCUUCCAGCAAGAAGACCAAU